Prorocentrum cordatum is the source of this 1880-nucleotide messenger RNA. NCBI's taxonomy places the organism in Eukaryota, Dinophyceae, Prorocentrales, Prorocentraceae. The record is from the annotation of a GenBank genome assembly.
GUCACGAAGGCGGACUAGGUCCAGCUACAUGGGAACGAUGACCAUUUGAGACAGAAGAGGUAGCGCCACACUGAAUCCUCCCGAGCCCGCUGCACACUGACUGCGGCCUGUCAGCUUGCUGACUACCCGCGGCGCCGUCUGUCAACUCGAGGAGAAGCAGGAGACAAUGCGGGAGAACUUGUGCCUUUGGGGGAGAGGGAGGGGAGAAAAAGGAAGGGGGACGCGGACAGCCGAAGAUCAACGCAUCACAUCCUCUCGGUGCAAUGCCGAGGCCCUGGGAAAAGCAGGCAUACUGCGGCCAGACGCAAAACACACAUGCUGGGACGCGCCAAUUCAAAGAGGCGGAGUUGGGCUGCAGAUUUCCGCGCCCAGAAGCCGGCACAUAGAAAUUAGCACGGCGACAUGCAAAGUCCGCGAUAAGGAUUGAGUCCAAGGAUGCAAGACCAUCGGAACGAGGACGAGGAGGAACGACAAUCACGAUCAGGGGCACAUCCGACGCGACGGCAGGAUAAUUUCGGCGCGCACACCCUCCCACAUGCGUCACAGUACAGCGGACAAGCAUGUCUUGCUGCUGCGCCCUGCAGGCCAGGGGGCUGGCUCCUCCACGCGGUGCGCCGACGCGGCCCGGGGAGUGGAAUGGAACGGAAUGCCACAGGAAGGCGGAGUGCACAGCACCAGAUACUCCAUCAAGCACAGCUUGAGACAACCAAAACAUAGGAGACGGCCGGGCAGUCAAAGCGCACCCAAUGCGAGGAGACAAGAGGAAAGCGAGAGGCGAGAGGCGGGAGGAGGACUGGAGACCGCAGUGCUGUAUUCAAAACGCAUGCCCAACCAAGGAGGGUUUGGAAAAACAGUCUCAGGCACUCGGCGCGAGGCGCCGAUGCAGGCAACUGCGCGGCGCGGAAAGCUCAGCUCCCCUCGCGGGCCCGCGCGGUCACUCCACCGACUGGAGCUCAAAGCGGCGGGCCAUCAUCAUGGGCUCCUCGACCAGCCGCGCGGCCCCGCCGGUCGGCUGCAUGCGAGAUCGCAUCGUGCGCCCAGCAACGAGGAUCAUCGCUGCUGUUAACGCAAAGCCACCGCAUGCUCCCACCAUGGCGGCAGUGCCGCCGCUGGCAGAUCCAAGGAGAGCUGCCUGGCCGACGGAAAAAACUCGACAGAAGAUCGGUCAGGCCGCCGGGCACCAUGUACGUGUCAAAGUCCUCGAAUGGGUACUCUCCUGCUUUGCAAGCAGUGGCCAUGUCUUCAAUUUCGGAUGUGACAUGUGUCAUGACUUGGACGCAGUCAGUUCUUAGUCAGUCCUCUGUCUGCCCCAACACCCCUAUAGCAUGUGGCAGAUCCAAGUCUCCCAUGUCGCAGCAUUGAGUAAACUCUUCGACAAGAGGUGUGUCCAUAUCGGUGAGCGCCUCAGUCAGCAAACACCCGCACUCCCUGGUGAUGUCUCUGCACUCCUCAGAGAUGUUCUUCUCCUCGCCCACGCGACCGCAAACACUCAUCUGGUCCAUAACCUCCUGCGCACACUCGGAAACCGUCGGGUUGUUGCUGGACACAUUCUCCAUCCUGCUUUCGUACUUUCUGACCGUGCAGUUGUACAUCUCGGCUUCGGCAUCCGCAAUUUGCGAAUGGACGCCCAAGGCCGUGAGACGGGCGAAAAAGAAAAAGAACCACACUCGCAACUCACAAUCACUACGAGGCAACAGAGACACAACGCACCAGCAUACACCGCACCAGCACCGAUUGCGCACGUCACAGGUUCGCACAUCACCGCUGAUAUCCCCUGGCCGAGUGAAGUGGCGACAGUUCGACGAAGCAAUAGGAGGCCCCUCGCCAGGAGCUUGAGGCAAAAUCGCUAUGGAGGGCCCUCUUGGCGCGUCGUGGGGGCC